Paramormyrops kingsleyae is the source of this 4068-nucleotide messenger RNA. Its product is annotated as isthmin-1-like. Gene Ontology annotation, biological process: negative regulation of angiogenesis. The record is from RefSeq and is a predicted model, not a curated record. NCBI's taxonomy places the organism in Eukaryota, Metazoa, Chordata, Actinopteri, Osteoglossiformes, Mormyridae.
GCCUCUAUAGCAAAGCUCAUUUACAGCAAAAGUAUAAAGAUGGACAUUUUGCGGUCUUUAGUCACAGAUACCAGGCGCAGCGCCGUAGACCCGACCACUGAUUAAGGGUAAAGGGGAGGGAUGCACGGCAAAGCAGCGCAUGGGAGUACUGGGGAAAAUUACAAGGCUCCUUCAUAUACAAAUAGUCAAAAAAGGCGUGUACAUAUAUAUGCUAAGAGGCAGAUCAGAAACGUACACAGUGAAGCCCAUUUCAUAAGACCGCCUAAGCGAUUGGAUGGAUAAUUUCUGCGUGAAGUGCAACACCGGGGUGAACUGCAUGGAGUGAUACAAGUGACAAUUAGAUUUAAGGCGGUGUUUAAACUUUAUUGAAAAAUAUGUAUCUUUUAAAAAAUAAAUAUGAGGAAUUAAGUAACAAAUGUAACAGUCAAAAGGUCAUAUAAGUACUUCGCGUGAUUAUUAAGUGCGCAAAGCAAGGAGCCGGAGCUCAGGACACCUGUGAUGAAAGAGGGACAAAUGAUGAUUUCGUGUUAUAAAGACGAAGUGAUUCCACCAGAGGAAAAUGCGGCGCAAACACGAACCAAAGUUUGCAUGGUCAAGUGGACGGCAGAUCCAUCUAACUAAAUGAAAACAACAAAAGUAUCGCCUUUUCAGUACUUGAUUAAUACUUUUAAAGUUCAGUUUUAGCAUUUGAAUUAAUUAAAUGAAAAAGAUUUUUUUUUCCAUGUUGCUUCUUAUUUUAUUCCGAUCAUUUUAGCAAAGCUCCGCAACACUGCAAAAUUUCAGUUCCGCAAUAUACUUUCUGGUUAUAUCCAGUUUUUUUAACUGAAUAUACUUAUUAUUAAUAUAUAAUUUUUAUUUUAUUUUUAAUUUUGUGUAAUUGGCUCCGAGGUGGCUCCAAAGACGUGUCUCGGUUCCUCGUCCGCUGCCGAUGCGGACACUGGGGUCUCUCCAGCUGGAGGUGUCAGUACAUCAGCCUCUGCACCCUUACAGGGUCCCAAGCCCGGUCGGAUCGGGAGAAUGACUCGUUUAGCGGCGGAACUUCUGCUGCUUGUGGGACUUCUCAUCCUAACUGUGCACAUUACGGUUUUAUGGAGCACCCCGUUCCAGCAUGGAAAUGCAACUUCGAGUAGCAAGCAGAACACCCCACGCAUCGCGGACAAUGUCAAUGAGGACAGCUUGCCCUCAGAGCUGCACCCUGAGCAGCAGACUGUCCCCCAGGCCACUAGGGGCAGUCCAGUACUGCAGACAGACAAGUCGGGAGCCUUCCUUCUGGACCUUCACAACUUCCCCGACCUCUCCAAGGCCGACAUCAACAAGCAGAACCCGAACAUUCAGGUAACAAUUGAAGUGCUCAAUAGUCCUGAGGGACUGGAAGCAGAGAAGAAGCAACACAAGGAGAGCAAGUCCAAUGUGGCCUUCCCAGGCUGGAGAAGCUGGUGGACCCGCUCCUCUUCCUCCACGUCUGCUUCCCACUUCCCUGGGAGCCCCAGGAGCGAAACCCGCAACACUGAGCCUUUCGGUGGCGACUCCAUGAGCCCCCCUGGUGGCAGGGGGCGGUAUGACACCAGAGGGGGGCAAAAGCGUCAUUCGCAAGGCACGGCCCAGGAAGAGUUCGACUACACGGACGGAGAGGGCGGCUGGAGCGCAUGGUCGGCCUGCAGCGUGUCAUGCGGCAACGGAAGCCAGAAGCGCACCAGGUCCUGCGGCUAUGGCUGCACGGCCACAGAGUCGCGUACCUGCGACAUGCUGAGCUGCCCAGGUAUUGAAGAUGCUUUCAGAACUGCUGCUACGGAAGUUAGCCUGCUGGCUGGGACCGAUGACUUCAACGCUACAGAGCUCUUCGGCGUUGCCACAGACAGCUGUGAGAGAUGGAUGAACUGCAAGAGUGAAUUUCUCAGGAAGUACAUGCUGAAGGUGUCCAGCGACCUUCCCAGCUGCCCCUGUUCUUAUCCGACCGAGGCAGCCUACGGCUCCACAAACGUCCAUGACUCUGCCACGGGUCGGGACUUCCGCUGGAAGGACGCCAGCGGCCCCAAAGAGAAGCUGCCGAUCUACAAGCCCACGGCACGCUACUGCAUCCGCUCCUCGCUCACCCUGCAGUCCACCACGCUGGCCGCACAGCACUGCUGCUACGACGACGACAUGGCGCUGAUAACCCGCGGGAAGGGUGCCGGCUCACCAAACCUCAUCAGCACCGAGUUCUCCGAGGACCUGCACUACAAGGUGGACAUACUUCCAUGGGUCAUCUGCAAGGGGGACUGGAGCCGCUACAACCAGGCCCGGCCACCCAACAACAGGCAGCGGUGCGGAGAAAACCCUGUGGAGGAGGAUUACCGCAAACAGUGCGAGGAAGCCAGGGACUUCUGACCCUCCUCAGUUCCUGCUGCGGGUAUGAAAAGGGAAAUCAGAGGAAACAUCUCUACUUCUUUAUCAGGCUGCCACGCAACUUCUUUCUGUCACGAUUUUUGUAAAGCAUCAUAGAUUCUCAGGACCAAGAACCGUAAUGAAAACUAUACUGGAAUGUGCACAUGGUACAAGAAUCGAGCAGAUUCAAACGUACCACAUCCCCAAAUUUCUCCCGAAGGACAAUCUCAUCAGCUAUGUCAAUGAGAGCAGUAACACAGUGUUUUUACAUUCUAAUAAUGUAAUUCUAUUAAUGCUAUUGCAAGUGAUAUAUAAUUCGAAUUUUUUGGAAAUCAUUUCUGCCACUUGCGUAAAUCAUUGUUGGAUAGACGUUUUACUUUUUUGUAAAAUACAAAGUGUUGAGUUUGUAAAUGGCUUUCGCAGCUUGUAUUUAAGCUAAAGGGUUUAUACAAAAUAUUUUGAGAUUAACAUUGAAAGUUAUUAGAUUAAACUUGAAAUUAACUUCCGAUGGAAAAAAAUAGAAAUUAAACAUAAACGUUUUGGCAUUAAAGUUGAAUUAUACAGAUCCCUAGCAGAUACAAUCCUUCAUUUCAUGUGACGUGAACCCGGAAAGCAGCUGAAUGUGAGGCACCUGUAUGUCACUGACAUGUAAGACGAUUCACCGUCUACAGGCAGCUCACAGCCACUGACUGGUUUCCACCAGCUUCUUCUUUUUUCUUAAAAAAUUUAGUUGGACUCUGUACUCAAAACGUUUGACUUUUGUUAGAUCUCAAAGCUUUCAAUUUUAAUUUCAAAACAUUUUAUAAUUAUUUUUUUUUUUACAUUUAGGUGGCCCUAAUGGUCUUCAAUGGUGUUUAGCCCUUAGGCUGGUAUGGUUUUACCAUCAUUAUUAUUAAAUAUAUUUGGUGCAGUGGCUCCAAAACCGCUAUAAUGUUGUUUGUAAAUGUUAUUUCUGGUGACGGAAAACCAUAUGUCUUGAAAGUGGCACCACUGGUAUUGAAACAAUUUUCCCAAAAUUGGUUUCAGUAAAACAUCAAAAGUUAUCAGGUAAUAUUGUAAGCUGGUUCUCUUAGCGUGUAUUAAGUGUUGCAAAUCGUUUCCAGUCUCCCCUUUUUUGGAACAAGCGCCACACAAUUUUCCUUUCAUGCAAUUUAUUAAGUUGUACUUACAAUCAUUGGAUAUUUUUGUGUGGUCUAAUCUGCCACAGGCAGACCAGGAGAGUAGGCCUAUGGACGAGUAUGUAACAAUCUGCCAUCUGUGUUGGGAUCAGUAGUUAUUUCAUCUGAUUUUUAAGUAGCACCACAGAAACCAUACUGUCCUGUAAUUCCAUUGGAUUUAUUCUGUUUUUUAUUCUGCAAUUACCUUAUUUUAUUUUUAAAUUUGACAUUCCUAUCUUUGGCAUUGGAAAUUCAUGCUAAUCGGUAUUAUAUCAUUAAAGCACACGUCACUAGACAUAUGGCUACAUGCCCAGAAAUUUUAAUGUGGAAAACUAUUUCAUUAAAAAAAAAAAAAACCUCUGAUUAUUACUGUUCUGUGUGUAAUGUGUGCUUCGUAGAGCAUCUCUACCAAGGUCAACACAUACACAUAAGGUACAGUACUAGAGAGGAACCAGCAUAGAUUUAAAUCCUUCCUGCAGCUUUAUAUGUCACCUCAUAUGUCAUCUUUUUAUUAUUUUAUUAUUAGAAUAAUCACAAUAUGUUAAGG